Messenger RNA from Geodia barretti, 653 nucleotides. The record is from the annotation of a GenBank genome assembly. NCBI's taxonomy places the organism in Eukaryota, Metazoa, Porifera, Demospongiae, Tetractinellida, Geodiidae.
GAAUGGGGUGUCGAUCGACCUCGUGGUUAAUGCCAAGUUGCUCCACCCCCUAUAAAGGCCGGUCGCGGUCGCGGUCGCGGUUGGAGCGUGACGGCGCGCGCGCAAGAUGAAUCAUGUAGUGGCAGAAAGGGUGAGGAAGGUGUUUUCUGUCCAGGAGGGGAGGAAGAGACAGUAUUUGAGGCUGGAGAGGCAAGUAAAACCGCCUCGAGAUAUUUCUCAACCCAUUCCUGCCUUUUCCGGACAGGGUACACAGUCAGUACUGCAACAAGACCCUGCGAGAGGAGGAAUAUCAAGCCGAAAUGGAAGCAGUCACCAGCUCCUUUGCCCAGCUCUCGCAAGAUAUGCUCUCUCACGUGGCGUGGUUCAGAGAGAAUGAACUAAGAGAGUCGGCCACCAUCCUCACGGAUGUCCAACUCAAGGAGAAAGAGAAAUUACAACUGACAGUGCAGUAUCAGAUGAAGAGACUGGAAAAGGUUGGGAGGGAGAGACAAGAGAGUGAAGAAGAGGAAUUUAGCAGGGAGGCCCACGAGGAGAGAGACCUCAGAAAGAGGCUGGCAGAGACCGAGGGAGCCAUUGCUGGGCUCCUGAGCGAUCUCAGAUUUGAGUGUGAACCUCAGCUGCUAGCUCAUUUCCCUUUGUAAAACACUUUUUUU